This is a messenger RNA of Kockovaella imperatae, 1971 nucleotides long. Its product is annotated as putative sugar transporter. Gene Ontology annotation, molecular function: myo-inositol:proton symporter activity. The transcript has 10 exons. The record is from RefSeq and is a predicted model, not a curated record. Bases 1 to 1971 code for a protein of 656 amino acids. Gene Ontology annotation, cellular component: membrane. Gene Ontology annotation, biological process: transmembrane transport. Lineage: Eukaryota; Fungi; Basidiomycota; Tremellomycetes; Tremellales; Cuniculitremaceae.
AUGUCUGAAAAGCACGUCGCUUCAGCGGCUCCUGGCGUUGAGCGGCCCAGUACGCAAUCCGAGAACACUUACACCGGCACGGUCGACAACAAGAACAACAACCUCACGACCCAGAUUUCGAGGACGCACGCGACCAAAUCUGGCAGUGGUGCAGCCGCCGUCAACAUUGUCGAGAACCCCCUCAGACGCGACUCAAAACAAACGGUUAUUGCUAAUGCCGAGAAAUUUGCCCACGCGAACGGUCUCGGAGACUAUGCCGGACUCUUUGGUCGAGCUGCACUGGUUGCUCGAGACUCGGAGAACUUCCGAAGUGUCUCCCAACUUCAAGCCGACGAGUUGGAAGCCUUGACUUACGAGUACGAACACAAGUGGCACGGCCCUUGGACCCUCUGGUACGCCAUCUCGCUCUGUGCCGUCGGUGCCGCCACCCAAGGUUGGGAUCAGACUGGUUCAAACGGUGCUGCACUCACCUUCCGAAAGGAGUUUGGUAUUGAUGGCACAACCGGUCGUGACGAAUGGAUCUUUGGCUUGGUGAACUCGAUCAUCUUCUUGACCGCAGGCGCCAUUGGCGCUUGGAUCGUCGACCCUCUGAACCACUACUUCGGACGACGAGGUGAAAUCUUCAUCACUGGUGCCUGUCUCACGGCCACGCCCAUCGGAUCCGCGUUCACUCACUCUUGGCAAGCUCUAUUUGCGGCUCGAUUCGUGCUUGGUAUUGGUAUCGGUGCCAAGAAUGCUACUGUUCCCAUCUUCUCCUCUGAAUUGGCCCCAGCUCGAAUCCGAGGAGCUCUGGUCAUGUUCUGGCAGCUCUGGGUCACCUUCGGUAUCUUCCUCGGUUUCUGCUCCAACUGUAUCUUCAAGGAUGUCGGCAAGAACGCUUGGCGUUAUCAACUAGGUUCCGCUUUCCUUCCCUCCUUCAUUCUUAUGCUUGGAAUCUACUUCUGUCCCGAAUCUCCUCGAUGGCUCAUGAAGAAGGGAAGAAACGCCGACGCCUUCAGAUCGUUCUUGCGACUACGUGCCCACCCCAUUAUCUCCGCGAGAGAUUUCUACUAUUCCUACGUAAUUUACGAGGAAGAGCAACGCGAAGCUCAGGGCGCAAACUACUUCUCUCGACUCGCCGACUGCUUCACUGUCCCACGAAUCCGUAGGGCCAACUACGGCGCUAGUACGGUCAUGUUGGCGCAGCAAAUGUGCGGAAUCAACAUCAUCUCAUUCUAUUCGUCAACCAUCUUCUCCGAGGCCGGUUACACUGAUACGAAUGCCCUGUACGCUUCUCUUGGAUACGGUGCUCUUCAAUUUGUGUUCACUAUUCCCACCGUCUUCUGGAUUGACACCCAGGGUCGUCGAAAGCUCUGUUUGAUCACAUUCCCUCUCAUGUGCGUCUUCCUUCUCGCCGCCGGUCUGUCGACUCUCAAGCAGGACGGAAGCAAGGGUGCGCGUCUUGGUCCUGUCGUACUUUUCGUCUACCUUUUCACUAUCUGUUACUGUUGGGGAGAAGGUCCCGUGGCUUUCCAGUACUCAGCUGAAGUGUUCCCGACGAUCCAACGAGAGCAGGGUAUGGCUUGGGCUGUCGCAAUCAACAACAUUUUCGCUGGUGUCUUGAGUUUGACGUUCCCGCGAAUGAAGACUGUCAUGACGACGCCCGGUGCCUUCGGUUUCUACGCGGGUCUGAAUUUGAUCGCGUGGAUUAUGAUAUUCUGUUUCGUGCGAGAGACGAAACAGCUCACACUCGAAGAAUUGGACCAGGUCUUCUCGGUUCCAACCUCAGAGUUCAUCUCCUACGAGACCAAAGUCUGGCUUCCUUGGUUCGUCAAAAGGUACAUUCUCUUCCAGAGGAACAUUCCCAGACCCCUUCCUAUCAUCGAGCGAAGCAAAUGGACUGGCGACACCGACUCAGAGGACGGUCUUCCUAUUGCCGACGACAAGGGUCGAAGCACUGUUGGUCGUCGUGAGGAUGUGAACCAGGCCUGA